GGGCAUGGUGGGACACACCUAUAAUACUAGCACUGUGGGGGCAGAAGCAGGAGGAUUGCUGAAACUUGGAGGUCAGGCGGACCUGGGGGACAAGUUCCAAGCUAGCCUGCACUGGAUGUUGAGACCCUGCCUCACCCCGCCCCCAAACAAGGAGAAAACAGCAUAGUGUGCUUAAGUAUGUUGAUUCAGUGACAGCUGGGGGUCUGCUUUCUUCCAACCAGUCUCACCUGACCUUCUCUCCUUGCUCUCAGCAUCUGCUGUUUAUCACUUCCUAGAGCUGACUGUUGGGGAAUGGCGUUGCCAACAAAGUCUAGCAUCUUGGACCUGAGCCUCAACACGCAGUGCACCAGAUCCCCAGAGGAAAGCCACGAGGCUUGGGCACAGUGCAAAGAUGCUGGCAGGCAGCUUCCUGAGUACAAGGCAGUGGUGGUGGGUGCGAGCGGUGUUGGUAAAAGCGCUCUCACUAUCCAAAUGACCCACCACUGCUUCGUGAAAGACCACGACCCCACCAUCCAGGAUUCCUACUGGAAGGAAGUGGCCCUGGACGACGGCGGCUACAUUCUGAACGUGCUGGACACAGCGGGGCAGGAUAUACACAGGGCCCUGCGUGACCAGUGCUUGGCAGCUGGUGAUGGCGUGCUGGGUGUCUUUGCUCUUGAUGACCCGUCAUCUCUGGACCAGCUGCAGCAGAUAUGGUCCACCUGGAGCCCGCAUCAGAAGCAGCCCCUGGUACUCGUGGGCAACAAGUGUGACCUAGUGACGACUGCUGGAGAUGCUCACUCUGCUGCAGCAAUCCUAGCUCACAAGUGGGGAGCCCCCUUCGUGAAGACGUCAGCCAAGACGCGGCAAGGCGUGGAGGAGGCCUUUGCUCUGCUCGUUCAUGAGAUUCAGAGGGCCCAGGAGGCUGUGGGUGAGCCAAGCAGGGAGAAGACCCGACAGCACAAAGCCGUGUGUAGCUGUGGAUGCUCUGUAGCCUGAAGAUCUUAGUCAAGUAAAUUGACCCUUCCCUCGUGUCAUGUCAAGAUGACAAUUCUCUUGGCAUAAGAGUCCCCUCCCCCACCAAAUAACAGUUACCAUGGACACCUUUUUAUUCUCAUUUGGUGAGGAGUUAGGUGGUAACAAUGGGGUGUCCAGCAUUGGCUGUGCUCUAUGGAGCUCUAUGCAAAAUC
Molecule: messenger RNA, 1169 nt
Organism: Mesocricetus auratus (golden hamster)
Lineage: Eukaryota; Metazoa; Chordata; Mammalia; Rodentia; Cricetidae
Gene: Eras
Product: ES cell expressed Ras
Exons: 1
Coding region: 292-978 (228 amino acids)
Biological process (GO): Ras protein signal transduction
Cellular component (GO): plasma membrane
Molecular function (GO): GTPase activity; GDP binding; GTP binding
Source: RefSeq, a predicted model, not a curated record